UAAAGGAACUCCAACCGUUGUCGCCAAGCAGCAGCAUCUCAUUCUGUGACCAUGUCCGCCCCCUGCCUGGACAAAGCCCCCGAAACGUACGAUGAUCGCCUGGCUGAAAUGGAAGCGCAGUUCGAACAGCACGCGAAGACCUACCUCCGCGAGGAACCGGAACUACGGCAGCAGAUGUUGGACCAGCUUCGGGACUGGAUUGCCAAGCAUCCUCACAUCCGGAAAGUUCGUACCGAUGCCCUGUUCCUGGUGAAGUUCCUUCGCGCGAAAAAGUACAACUUUAUCAACGCAUCCAAACUGUUGGAACGCUAUCUGGCUACCAAAGUGCUGCAUCGGGAUUGGUUUGGGCGGUUGGACAUUGAGGAUCCGGAGCUGAGUGCCUUGGUGGACACGGGGUAUCUGUUUCCGCUGCCGGAACGGGACAGCAAGGGUCGUACGUUGCUGUUCAGCGUGGCGUCCGGAAUAGAUCCAACCAGGUUCAGUGGUCGACAUGCGUGUCGUCUGCACAUGAUGACGGCGGAACUGUGCGCGGAAACGAAUGAAUUUCUCUGUGGAGGAUUUAUUCUGGUGUAUGACUUUUCCAAUAUUACGCUGGCUCAUCUGAAUGUGGUUUCGUUCAACGACAUUCGUUUGCUCUCCAAGGCAGCAAACAAUUCACUAGCGGUGAGAGCUCAAGAGGUGCACUUUGUAAAUACUCCGAGCGCAGGUUUGACGAUUGCAAACUUCGCUCUACAGUUGGCCAAUGAGAAGCUUCGAAGUAGGAUUUUCUGUCACAAAAACUGGGAUGAGUUGUACAAGAAGGUAGACAAGAACCUUCUACCGAAGGAGUAUGGCGGAACGAUUCCCCAGCAGGAACUGAUUGACUCCUUCAAAGGGCGCUGCAAAGAGAUGCGCCCACUACUGAUGGCGUACGACGAAAUGGAUAUGGAGAUAGCAAAAGAUUCCGAGUACGCGAACUGUGGAAUCGAGGACGAACUGGAGUCUGGAGCGAUUGGCACGUUCCGAAAAUUGCAGGUUGAUUGAGUUGUGAUGGAUUGGAUUAGUAAAAAGAAUUUUGAAAAUCAAUAUCGUGUU
Messenger RNA from Aedes albopictus (Asian tiger mosquito), 1074 nucleotides. RefSeq names its product clavesin-1. Gene Ontology annotation, molecular function: phosphatidylinositol bisphosphate binding. The transcript is spliced from 2 exons. Gene Ontology annotation, cellular component: membrane. The record is from RefSeq and is a predicted model, not a curated record. The coding region runs from base 52 to 1023 and encodes 323 amino acids. NCBI's taxonomy places the organism in Eukaryota, Metazoa, Arthropoda, Insecta, Diptera, Culicidae.